Messenger RNA from Neurospora tetraspora, 2544 nucleotides. RefSeq lists its product as uncharacterized. The transcript has 4 exons. Gene Ontology annotation, molecular function: L-amino-acid oxidase activity. The coding region runs from base 215 to 2167 and encodes 650 amino acids. NCBI's taxonomy places the organism in Eukaryota, Fungi, Ascomycota, Sordariomycetes, Sordariales, Sordariaceae. The record is from RefSeq and is a predicted model, not a curated record. Gene Ontology annotation, biological process: amino acid catabolic process.
AUUCGCACACUAUCGAACUUGGCUUUCAAGAUGUUGAUAUGGUUAGUACUGACAGAAAAUAUGGGAGAGGAGGGAAGAGGGAAAGGCAGUAAAGCAAAUACUACAAAAGCCAGUUCCCGUCUCAAACAACGAAGACUUGCGGGAAUCAGAUACACCAUCCGUCACAAUCCUUUUCCCCAUCAUCCUCUUUUUCAGGCUCCCAUAAGCGCCAACCAUGGCCCACCUACAAACCGACAUCCCCCGAGACAUCGACUUCCUCCCCCCCGGCGGCGGCGGCAGCCUUCGCAUCGCCUACGCCAAGCAUCUCCUGCGAGAAUACCUGGAAGAGGAGCACGCCAAGAGACACGGAUGGUCCAAAGAAGAAGACCGCGGUCUCAAGCCCAUCUUCCGCCAUGUCCCGUCGUCCCUAGAUGAUGUCGAAGAGAGCGAUGGUCUUCUUUCUGAUGGAGAACCCCCCUUUAAGGGCAAGAUCUGCAUUGUGGGCGCUGGUGUCGCUGGCUUGUUCACUGCGCUGAUGCUCAAGAUGAGUGGGAUCUAUAACUUUGAUGUUGUUGAAGCGUCGGAUAGAGUUGGUGGAAGGCUCUAUACCCAUUGGUUCUCAGAUAAGAAGAAGCCGGACUCGGAGCAUGAUUAUUAUGAUAUUGGUGCGAUGAGGAUUCCGGAGAUCAAGACUAUGCAGUCUGCCCUCGACCUCAUCAAGUUUCUCAAACUUGGUGACAAGUUGGUGGAAUACAACUAUACGGAGAAAAGCGAAGGCAAAAUUCCAGUUCCACAUAUGUGGUGGUACAAGAACAAGAAGCCAGAUGGAAGCAAGUUCGACUGUGCGAUAAAGAGUGUCAUCAAGAGCUUCACUCAGGCUCAAAGCUUUGACAUGGCUUUCAAGAAGUACAUGGACGGAUCCAAUGACUACUAUUCCACGCGUGCAUGGCUCAUGCUCCAAGCUUGCCCAAAAUUGACAUAUGAGGAGACGGCUAUGGGCGAGGCGUCUGAUACGUCCACCGGCCUUUUCGACCAGGCUUUCACCGAGACCAUCUGCGACUAUUGCGACUUCGCCGCGGCCGAGAAGGCUAAGUGGUGGCGUCUCGAAGGUGGCAUGAACCAGGUAGCUGAGGAAAUGCAAAAGCUCAUUGAGAAGCCCGACUGGCCCGUAGAGGGCGCCCCCGGAAUCAAGAUCACCACUUCACGCCCCGUAACCGCCAUGUCAGAAACCGUUGACCGUUCCGCCAUCAGCGUAACCACCACCUGCCCGAAGGGGCAGUCACCAUCCACAACCGACUACAGCGCCGUCUUCUCCACCACCGCCAUGGCCCCCCUCCGGCGCAUCGACAUCGAAGGCCUGCACCUCCCCGACAAGAUCCUGACCGGCAUCCGCUCGCUCAGCUACGACCGUGCCACGAAAGUAGCCAUCAAGUUUGCCUCGCCAUGGUGGACUCUUGUAGGCGGCGUCUCGUCCACGGACCUGCCCAUCUCCAACGUCGUCUACCCGUCCUGGAACGACGGACCCGACAAGCCGGCCGUGCUGAUGGUCUCGUACUCCUGGGCGCAGGAUGCUACUCGCAUGGGCGCUUUGGUGCCAGAUUACACCAAAACCAAACCCUCCAAAGACGAUGAGGUCGUCUCCGUCUGCCUCAACGCUCUAGUCAAGCUCUUCUCCAAAGCCGACCCCAAGACCCUCGCCUCCACCGUCCCUAUGCCCAUCACGCUCGACUUCCUCCGGUCGCAGUACGUCGACCACCACGCCUUCGCAUGGUCUCACGACCCCUUACAGGGAGGCGCCUUUGCGCUCUUCGGACCGGGCCAGUUCAAGGAUCUCUACCCGGCUUUCCAGAAGGUGUACUGCAACGGUAAGUUCUUUAUGAGCGGCGAGGCGUUGAGCACGCACCAUGCGUGGAUCAGCGGGGCGGUGGAUAGUGCGUAUAUGAGCUUUUUAACAUUUUCGACGGUGUAUAAGCUGGAGAGGGAGAUGGUGAAGGUCAAGGCGAGUAAUUUGGUUGGCGAAAGGGGGGAGAAUCCGGAGGAGGUGGAUGAGUUUUUGUUGAAGUGGGCGGCGAAGUUGAGUAAGGGGUGUAAAGUCCAGGGUGAUAAUACUUGGGGCCGUUCACAUUUCCAGAAUGGCGCUGAUGAGGAGAAGGGGGAGCUGGAUGAGGAUUGGUGUGAUUGCUGCUGAGUCUAGCAUUGGUGUUAGCUCAACCGGUCAGGUGCUUCGUAUGUUGUAGAAGGACGAUAGAGGAUGGAUGGAUGAAGCUGAAGUGGCCGUACUGGGAGGAGGGGGGUCUUACGAUCUGUACUUAGACACCUCGAGAACCCCCGAUGUCAAACUGGUUACGACUGCCAAUUUACCAUCAAUUGACUGUCCCGCCCGACGAAACGUCCAAAUGCCUAAACGUCUGAGAUAUUCGGAUUGUCAAAAGAUUGUGAAUUAACGGUCAAUUAGGUACGAAAUCUCUCAAAGGUGAAACGUUAGUGCAUCUAAACAUCAAAAAAACUCGAGGGCUCUAAGAACAGGUCACUAAAUUCCGAAUUGUCAUAGGACCGUUCGCGGAC